Ambispora gerdemannii is the source of this 214-nucleotide messenger RNA. The record is from the annotation of a GenBank genome assembly. Lineage: Eukaryota; Fungi; Glomeromycota; Glomeromycetes; Archaeosporales; Ambisporaceae.
AUGGCAUUAUUUUAUCACGAUCCUGAACUUCGACAAUUCGAAAACCAAAUUUCCAAUGUAUGUACAAAUUUCUUUACAGACCUGAAUACAGCAAAACGCGGCGGAAAUGUUCGUACUGGUAAUCGUAGCGCGAAUAACGGUACUUCUUGGGCGCCAGCUCUUGAUGUCUACGAAACGGACAAAGAGUUUGUAGUGAAUGCCGAGUUAGCUGUAA